AUGAAUCAAGAAGCUUCAGAACAAGACCAGACUAAGAAAACACGCAAAUCAAAAACAGACUACAAAAGGGUAUCACGGAUCUCGUCUCAGAAAAAGGGUGGGGAUGAAGAAUACACAAGCAGAGAUAAAAAGUUGGCAGAGGAAAAGAGAAAGAAUAUCAUUAAAAAUGAGGAUUUGUUCGUGGGGUUAACGUUGCAUAAACGUGGCUGUCUGGUGGGUGUGUACGUGGAGUGUGAUAUACUGCGAUGGAUUAUCUUUGCCAAGGUACAUUGCAAUGAAUGA
Sphenostylis stenocarpa is the source of this 282-nucleotide messenger RNA. The record is from the annotation of a GenBank genome assembly. NCBI's taxonomy places the organism in Eukaryota, Viridiplantae, Streptophyta, Magnoliopsida, Fabales, Fabaceae.